CCUCACAGGAGGAGCGAUGCUUCCCCCCGCCGUUGUCGGCCGUUCGCUCCUCACACUUGGGGCUCUCUUCGGGGUGCCGUGGCCCGCCCCAUUUUCACGAGAGGCGGCCGCUUGCGCGGUAAGCUUGAGCCUCUCGCGCUCCCGUCCCGGCGCCGCUGGUUCGGGGAGCACCGGCGGCUGCCACAGCGGCUCUUCCUUCGCUGCUGCCAUGUCCGCCGCGGCCAAAGUCUCCGGCGCACUCAAAUCCGUGGAUUACGAAGUGUUCGGGCGGGUGCAAGGUGUUUGCUUCAGGAUGUACACAGAACAGGAAGCCAAGAAAUUAGGAGUGGUUGGCUGGGUUAAAAAUACCAGCCAAGGAACUGUGACAGGCCAAGUUCAGGGCCCAGAAGAGAGAGUGAAUGAAAUGAAAUCCUGGCUGAGCAAAGUUGGAAGCCCAAGUUCCCGCAUCGAUAAAACAAAUUUUUCCAACGAGAAAGAGAUCUCCAAGCUUGACUACUCAGAUUUCAACACUAGAUACUAACAGGAGGGCAUCUCACUAAGCACAAAACUCUGACAUUUCUGCUGCAUGAUAUUUUCUGUGCCUCCAUCAAAUGUCACAAGAGCAUUGGGAUGCUUUUCUGUACUAGGGAUAAACAUAAAUGCUCCCUGUUCCGACCAAGUAAGAAUCCCUGUUGCUGUGUUAGACAUCUUGCACCAUGAAUGUCAACAUUUAGUGUCUAAAAUGCCAAUAUCUAAUUUAUGGCAGCUUUGAAAGACAGAUAAAAGCUUAGAAGUGCUGGUGAUUAUUUGUGCACAAUGAGACUUGUUACAUACAACCAGAUGGUACCUAAUCUUUACACUGUGAGUCAUAUUUAGAUGAAAAAUAAUAAAUUUGUGUUCUACUGUUUGUAAUCUCACAAAAAAUACAUACCUACAGAACUUGGAACACUUGAGAGUUCUCUGUAACAAGCCUGUUACAGACCAGGCUUUAUGUGACAAAUUAAUAAGGUUAUAGUGGUAAUUUAAAAUAAAAAUGUUGUUUCAACUAGGAUGAUCUAAUUUAAAAUUCUCUAUAAUAAUUCAGAUAAAUCUUGUUCCAAGGUGAUUAAAUGUGUGGCCUCUCACCCUGUUCUUUUCCUUGUCUAUCUGUAGCUUGCAUCCAUCCAUGCUGACUAUAAAGGAUGUUUUAAUCUCUUUGCUUUUUUGAUGAUCUUACUAAAAUUGAAGAUUUAAGUGA
Molecule: messenger RNA, 1216 nt
Organism: Camarhynchus parvulus
Lineage: Eukaryota; Metazoa; Chordata; Aves; Passeriformes; Thraupidae
Gene: ACYP2
Product: acylphosphatase 2
Exons: 4
Coding region: 17-520 (167 amino acids)
Molecular function (GO): acylphosphatase activity
Source: RefSeq, a predicted model, not a curated record